CGCACCGUGUGGAUCGUCACCCAACGAGGCAAGGAGUUCGCGUUUUGGAGCAGAGAUCCUAACGCUGAGGUAAGAUCUGCAGACAUCGUCCCUACUCUGUGCACCACACCAGGAAAAGCGGGAUACUGAACAUAAACGGUAGGAACUGAAGACAACUCGGAAACAUGAGUGAGGCCUCAGUGAAAUCCUACACGUGUAACUCCACCACGCAGGACCGAAACAUCAGCUCCAGUUGCAGUACACAUGCGUCCCCUUGGUUUUCAACGGUAUUUGCAGCUGCUGGAGUCCUGUCUAAUCUGAUUGCGUUGGCAGUGCUAGUCAGCGCUUACAGAAAGGCUCGGAGUAGGUCUCGUUCCUCCUUCUUGAUUUUCCUCUGCGGCCUGGUUUUAACAGACUUCUUAGGGCUUGGUACGACAGCACUGAUCGUCGUGACGUACCAUCACACUAAAUUCAGCUGGGAGAAAGUUGACCCUGACAACCACCUCUGCAGAUUUCUGGGAUUUUCCAUGGUGUUUUUUGGACUCACUCCUCUGCUGCUGGGAGCCACCAUGGCUGUGGAGCGUUUCCUAGGAAUCAACAAGCCGUUCCUGCGCUCUACCAAUGCCUCAAAACGUCGUGCUUGGUACACCGUCUUCCUCGUUUGGCUGUUUGCGUUCUGCAUUGGGUUCUUCCCUAUCUGUGGCUUUGGACAUUACACACGUCAGUGGCCCAAUUCCUGGUGUUUCUUCAACAUGAUAAACAGCACCAGUGAUGCUGCAUUUUCAAUGGUGUUUUCCAGUGUGGGAUUGUUAUCUCUCGCACUGUCUGUUUUCCUGAAUACAAUCAGCGUGGUUACACUCCUCAAAGUCUGCUUCAAGAGGCUGAGCGUCGAAAGGAGCAGAGAUCACGAAGUAGAAAUGAUGGUCCAGCUCUUGGGUAUAAUGAUAAUUGCCACAGUGUGCUGGGCUCCAUUACUGAUACUUAUCUUCAGAAAGACCCUGGUGGAUUUGCCAGAUAACGAACAACUGAAAAAAACCCUCGUCAUUUGCAUCCGAAUUGCCACAUGGAACCAAAUCCUCGAUCCUUGGGUCUACAUAUUGUUCCGAAGAUCAGUUUUGAAAAAGUUCAACUCAAGUUUACGGUCCAGACCUUCGAUAUCCUCAUUGUACCCCUCUAUAAAUGCAUCGUAUAGCAGAAGAUUUACACAGGGCUCAGUAACGAUCUCUUAGUACAUAGUUCAGACUGAAUUCCACUGACUUUGACCAAACUAGGCUUAGUUGUAAAUAAUGUAUUUUAUGUUGUAUUAAAGCUUGCUUCUUUGUAGUAUAUGUAAUAUUGGUUGUAGACAAUAAUUGUUUCUUUAAGACCAUCAUUUCUGUAAGAACUGCGUCAUGUGACCAACUGCUCAGAGGGUUACAGCAUUAUAUAUAAAACAUAGAAGAGUACAGCACCAGAACAGUCCCUUCGGCCGGCAAUGUUGUGCUAUAUUAAGUACACCCAAAAUCUAAUCCCUUGUACCUACACAAUGUCCUUAUCCCUCUAUCAUCCUUACAUCCAUGUUCCUACCUAAACAUUUCUUAAAAGCCUCUAAUGGAUUUGCCUCUGCCCCCCUACCAGGCAGCGCAUUCCAGGCAUCCACUACUCUCCAAGUAAAAAAUUUACCCCUCACAUCCCCUUUGAACUCAGCCCCUCUCACCUUCAAUACCUGGGAAAUUUCAACCCUGGGAAACAGAUACCCACAGCUGGCCGUAGGGAGUUUAUACGUUCUCCCUGUGCUUGUGUGGGUCUCCUCCAGGUGCUUCAGUUUCCUCCCACAGUCCAAAGACGUACCGGUUGGUAGGUCAAUUGGUCAUUGUAAAUGGUUCCAUUAUUAGGCCAAAGUUAAGUCGGGCGUUACAGGGCAUUGUGGUUUGAAGGGCCGGAAGGAUGUUGAUAAAUAAAUAAUCUCUGACCACUCUGUCUGUGCCUCACAUAAUCUUGUAAACCUCCAUCAGGUCAACCCUCAGCCUCCAGCGCUCUGAGAAAACAAGCCAAGUUUAUCCAGCCUCUAGUGAUAGUGCAUGCUGAUAUGGGGUGUCUUGAGGCAGUUGGGUUCUUGAUAAACAAAACAUAGCUUAUUUUGACCACCUUGUGUCGUAACUGUACACCAUGAUGGAGCUGAUUGGACAAACACAUUAACCAUCUAUGUUUUAUCAACCAUUGUUAAAAGUAUGGAGUGACCUGGUGUCCUGCAUAAAAACACAUGGGCUUUUGACUGUAGAAUUGAUCUUGAAUACAUUAAAAGUGCUGUAUUUAAAUUCAGUUAACGUUGGGUUAAUUUUACGCAAAGGAAACAUGGUAUAAUUUGCUGUCGGCCGUUCAGUCUUGGUCUGAGGCAAAGAUGAACAGUGACAGCAAUGCUCACAAAACGCUGGAGGAACUCAGCAGGCUAGACAGCAUCAAUGGAAAGGAGUAAACAGUCGACAUUUCGGAUCAAGACCCUUCAUCAGGACCACCAGCAUCUACAGAUUUUUUCAUGUUUGUGAUGAACAGUGAAAGCUCAUUAAAAAUGUUGGACAGCAUGACUUCGGUUUUGCGGCACAUCAAAGUAAUUGGAAGAAGAAAAAUUGCCAUUAAAGCAAAUACUUUGUCAAGAGGAACGCACACAAAAAGCUGGAGGAACUGAGCAUCUAUCGAAAUGUCAAUAUUUCAGGCCAAGAUCUUUCAACAGCACUGGAAAGGAAGGAAGAAGAUGCCAAAAUAAGAAGGUGAGGGAAGGGGAAGGAAGACAAGCUAGAAGGUGAUAGGCGGAGCCAGGAGAGGGGAGAUGAAGUAAGAAGCUGGAAGGUGAUAGGUAGAAAAGGGUAAAGGGCUGAAGAAGAAGGAAUCUGAUAGGAUAGGAGAGUGGACCAUGGGAGAAAGGGAAGAAGGAGGAUCUAAGGGAGAAGAGGUAAGAGGCCAGAGUGGGGAGUAGGAGAAGAGAGAAGGGGGAUGGGAAAAUUACCAGAAGUUCAAGGAAACAAUGUUCAUACCAUCAAGUUAGAGGCUACAAAAAAACUGAGGUGCAAAAGGACUUAGGACUUCUUGUGCAGGAUUCCCUAAAGGUUAAUUUGCAGGUUGAGUCUGUGGUAAGAAAGGCAAAUGUGAUGUUAACAUUCAUUUCAAGGGGAGUAGAAUAUAAAAGCAAGGAUGUAACGUUAAGUUUUUAUAAAACAAUGGUGAGGCCUCACAUGGAGUAUUGUGAGCAGUUUUGGGCCCCUUAGAAAGGAUGUGCUGCCACUGGAGGGGCUUCAAAGGAGGUUCACAAAAAUGAUUCCAAGAUUUAAUGGCUUGUCAUAUGAAGUGUGUUUGAUGGCGCUGGGCCUGUAUUCAGAAGAAUGAGGGGUGACCUCAUUGAAACCUAUGGAAUGGUGAAAGGACUUGAUAGAGUGGAUGGAGAGGGAUCUUUCCUAUGAUGGGAAAGUCUAAGAACAGAGGACUCAGUCUCAGAACAGAGCAGCAUCCAUUUAGAAUGGAGCUGAGAAGGAAUUUCUUUUCCCAGUGAUUGGUAAAACUGUGGAAUUCUUUGCCACAAGCAACUGUGGAGGCUAAGUCUGUUUGUCUGUCUGUCCAUCUAUUUAUCUAUCUAUCUAUCUAUAUCUAUAUAUAUAUAUAUAUAUGUAUAGGCAAAGGUUGAUAGAUUUCUGAUUGGUCAGGGCAUGAAGGGAUACAGGGAGAAGGCAGAAGAUUGGGGCUGAGAGGAAAAUUGGAUCAGCCAUGACUGAAUGGUGGAGCAGGCUCGAUGGGCCAAAUGGCCUAAUUCUGAUCCUGUAUCUUAUGGUCUUUGUCAAAAAAAAUUGGCAGAUAAAAGUGAAUUCAGUAUAUGAAAACUUAAUUAUUUGUUGCAGUAACUAUAUUUAUGGAAAUAAGCCAAAAAUGAUGUGGAAGUUCCAAGAUUCUUGUAUUGAUGAUGUGUUUGGCUCUUCCUCAAGCUUUUAGACUGCAUUUGAUUUAAUUUUGAAUAUUUCACUCACUACUAUUCAUGGUCAUAUUGCAAAAUCACUUAGUUUCCAUUUGAGUGUAACUACUGCCAGACCAAAAAUACAC
This is a messenger RNA of Hypanus sabinus (Atlantic stingray), 4044 nucleotides long. It is a transcript of the gene tbxa2r, whose product is annotated as thromboxane A2 receptor. Gene Ontology annotation, biological process: positive regulation of blood pressure; inflammatory response; positive regulation of vasoconstriction. The record is from RefSeq and is a predicted model, not a curated record. Bases 165 to 1208 code for a protein of 347 amino acids. Gene Ontology annotation, cellular component: plasma membrane. The transcript has 3 exons. NCBI's taxonomy places the organism in Eukaryota, Metazoa, Chordata, Chondrichthyes, Myliobatiformes, Dasyatidae. Gene Ontology annotation, molecular function: thromboxane A2 receptor activity.